Molecule: messenger RNA, 3094 nt
Organism: Rubroshorea leprosula
Lineage: Eukaryota; Viridiplantae; Streptophyta; Magnoliopsida; Malvales; Dipterocarpaceae
Source: the annotation of a GenBank genome assembly
ACGAACGUAGUUAGCAACAGGGCCUUAAGUUUAAUCCAGCCGAGACCGUGGGCUUUUCUGCAUGCCAGUUUCUGGCCCAAGGUGAAACGAUGCGAUUCUUCUUUUCAUCCGUUGCAACUUCCGCUUCCAGCGAGCCUUUAAUUCCGUUUUCCUGUUCUACAUCCAUGGAAGCCGAUGAUGCAUAGCAGCAUUUCAGCUGAGAAAGAGAGAGGCAGCAGCAGUAGUAAUAGUAAUCAAAUGGAAAAUGCAGAAGCAGAUGAGCCACAGAAGAAGAGGCCUCAUAUGGAUUCCGCCGCCACGCCUCGUAACAAAUCGGUUGAUGCUGGAGUUCUCCAAUACCAGAAUCAAAAACUCGUCCAACAAUUAGAAACUCAAAAGCAGGAGUUACAUGAUCUCGAAACCAAAAUCAAAGAGUUAAAAGACAAGCAAAAUUCUUACGAUGAUAUGCUGAUCAGCGUGAAUCAACUUUGGAAUCAGUUGGUGGAUGAUUUGAUCAUGUUUGGAAUACGAGUUGGUGGAGGUCAAAAAGCUUUAGAAAACUUGGAUCGAGCAGUGCAUUCUCGAGGUUCUAUUCCACCAUGUCCUGUGGAACAGAUAUUUCUUUGUAGGUUGCUAGAAUCAAAUUUUAUUGAGAGUAGUGGUAAUGGUGGGAUUACAAAAUAUGUUGAAGAAGCCCUUGCGUUGCGACAUUUAUCUACUAUGGAAUUGAUGAAAUUUCUGAAGGAUACUGUUGCUGCUGAGAGGGAUAAAACUGAGAUCAUAGCUCAAGCUCAGCAUUGCAACAAUUCUGCUGAAGACAGGAUCAUCCUAUCGUCUAAGAUUGAUGAUAUGAUGGACAAGGAGGCAACAAAUUUGCGUGAGGUGGUUGAUGCUCUUCACUUGAAGCAUAAAGAAUAUACUGAUGGGAUUCAGACAUACAUUAAGAAUCUUUCUGUUGACCAGUCUGAGAUAAAACAUAUCGAAGGUGAGCUGGAAGAGGUCAUGGAGGAACUUGAAGAAAGUAGAAGAAAAAUGGUCAAUCUGAAAAUGCAAAAGGAUAUAGCAUGUGGCAUGCAUGUGUCGACUCCAGUUGCUGUAAAUGGAACCCUGUCACCUGAAAAGCCUGGAGAUAAGGCACCAGGCUUGCAGGAAUUGAAGGAUUCCAUUGAGGAGGCAAAGAUUGUGGCAACAGACCGUCUUUAUGAGCUUCAGGAGGCACAGAAACUGAACUUGGUCUACUCAAAACAACUUCUUGAUUUUGAGGAUGAAGUGAAGGAUGAAAAAUAUGUACGUUCAUCUCGACUGUAUGCUAUGUUGAAUGAUCGGCUCCAACAUUGGAAUGCAGAAAUGGAGCGAUGCAAAGCGCUGAUUGAUGCUCUGCAGGCUGACAGGUCUCUUGUCACAAGGAGGGAGAAGGACCUGAAUGUAAAGGCUGAGUUAGUAGAUGCUGCUAGGAACAUUAUUCACAAUUCUGACUCUAGAGUUAAAGAGCUAGAGACUCAGCUUCAGAAGUGUGUCAUUGAAAGAAAUGAUCUUGAGAUCAAAAUGGAAGAAGCUAUCCAAGAUGCAGGCAGAAAUGAUAUUAAAGCAGAAGUCCAUGUAAUGGCUUCGGCUUUGUCCAAGGAAAUGGACAUGAUGAAAGCUCAGUUGAACCACUGGAAGGAGACUGCACAUGAAGCAAUUUCCUUGCGUGAAGAAGCCCAGUUGCUAAGAACUUUAUUAACUACUAAGAGAAAUGAACAGAAGCAUUUGGCAGAAAAAUGUACUGAUCAAAUGAUGGAAAUAAAAACUCUCAUGGGUUUGAUUGAGAAGUUGCAGAAGGAAAAAUCAGAACUUCAGAUCUUCUUGGACAUGUAUGGCCAAGAAGGUUAUGAUAAUAGAGAUAUUCUGGAAAUAAAAGAAUCAGAACAUAGAGCUCAUUCUCAAGCUCAAGAGUUGAGAAAUGCUUUAGAUGAACAUAGCCUAGAGUUGAGAGUGAAAGCUGCUAAUGAGGCUGAGGUUGCUUGCCGACAAAGGCUCUUCGAUGCAGAAGCUGAAAUAGCUGAGUUAAGAGUCGAUUUGGAUGCUUCUGAGAGGGAUGUUUUUGAUCUCACAGAGGCCAUUAAAAGCAAAGACAAAGAGGCAGAAACAUACAUUUCUGAAAUUGAGACCAUUGGUCAAGCAUACGAAGACAUGCAGACACAGAAUGAACAUCUGUUGCAGCAGAUGACUGAGAGGGAUGACUACAACAUUAAGCUUGUUUCUGAGAGUGUAAAGACAAAACAGGCUCAUAGCUUCCUACUUUCUGAGAAGCAGACACUAGCAAAACAACUUCAACAAGUCAAUGCAUCAAUAGAAUCUGUAAACAAGAAACUUGCUCAUAGUGAAGCACAGAUGAAAGGUUGCCUGACCGAGGCUCUUAAAGCUUCUCAAGAAGACAGACAUCUUGCCGUUAAUCUCGAAACUGCAAGAUGGGAAUUAGCAGAUGCUGAGAUGGAGCUGAAAUGGCUGAAAUCUGCUAUGACUUCUGACAAGGAGUAUGAGCAGGUCCAGAAAAAGUUGGAUGAAUUCAAAGUGAAGUUGGGAAAGGAGAGGAAUCAGAGGGAAAAUCUGGAGGAGGAACUCGCAGAAUUGAAUAGGGAGAUUGAAGAGUUGACGUCCGAAACUGAAGAAGCUGCAAUACAGAAGCUCCAGGAUGAAAUAAAGAACUGCAAGAACAUUCUCAAGUGUGGUGUGUGUUUUGACCGGCCAAAGGAGGUAGUGAUUAUGAAAUGCUAUCACCUAUUUUGCAAUCCAUGCAUACAAAGAAACUUGGAGAUUCGGCAUAGAAAGUGCCCUGGCUGUGGGACUGCAUUUGGUCAGAACGAUGUUCGGUUCGUAAAGAUAUGAAUGGUCUACCUCAGGCCGUACUAGGCCUUUCACCUUUUGAACUCAUAGCCUUAUAUAAUAAUGUGCAGCAGAAAAGUUAUUGUUUUUCUUGGCAGCCAAUCUUUUUAUUAUUAUUACUUAUUAUUAUUCCAUUUUGUUUUUUUGAACAUGUUUACGAGGACCGGAUUCAAACCGUUGCUCAAAGAAGAAAAAUGCACUUUAAUGUGAUUUUGUUGUCAUUGGGUUCGAAGGCUCAAAUGCUAUUAUU